Hyla sarda is the source of this 537-nucleotide messenger RNA. RefSeq names its product InaF motif containing 2 (gene INAFM2). The transcript has a single exon. The record is from RefSeq and is a predicted model, not a curated record. Lineage: Eukaryota; Metazoa; Chordata; Amphibia; Anura; Hylidae. The coding region runs from base 1 to 537 and encodes 178 amino acids.
AUGAAGGAUAAAGACUUCAUGCCCAACAAAGAAAGGGGUAAACCUGCUACGUAUACCGGAGAUAAGAAAGCAAGAAUGGCCGCCAAGACCAACCAAAAAUGGGUGAGACUCGCAACCGUCUUCGCCUAUGUACUCUCUGUAUCGAUGGCGGCAAUCAUUCUGGCCAUCUACUACAGCUUAAUAUGGAUGCCGGUGAGAUCCAGCAGUGGUAACAGCAGCAAUGGCAACCUCAGCCAAGUGGUUCCCAUGGCUCUUCUCAACGAAACCAACACGACUAGGCCCGAGGCCUCCGAGUUUGGCAGCAUAAGUCAAGCCCCAGGGAACAUGAAGGGACUGGGAAACGUAAGGAGGUCUCGCGAAACCAAGGCCGAUCAAGAAAAUCAACCAUCAAGGAACCGGGAGAAGAUGUCUGGACCUUAUGAGCAGCCAACGGAUGGGAGGCAAGAGGUGGGCAUGGACAGCUUGAUCUUGGCAGAUGGUGAUUUCGAUAGACAGUCUUCUAAGAAAGACAGGCUUGUAGACCGCAUCGGGAGAUAA